AUGCCUAAAAUUGGCAUUUUUUUCUUGGCUCCGCUUGUCUUUUACUGCACUUUUACAUCCCUCCUAUCUAGUGCUCUCCUGGUUAGAGCGGUGAUCGGAAAAAGAUUCCAUAUAGAGGACACUAGUUGCCCCCUAUGUGGCUUGAGUGAGGAAUCCUUUGAACACCUGUUCCUUUCCUGUGAUGUGGAGUUUCAUUUUUGGCGAUCUUCUCCCUGGAGUAUCUUUCCGGUGUGUGAUACAUGCAUCUGUGUCUGGGAUUGGAUCAAAUUCAUUUGCGAUCUAAAUAAUAGAGGGGUCCGAGUUGAUGAUGUUUUCUUUUAUGCCUCGAUUGUUGUGGAUACUAUUUGGAGGGUACACAAUGAGAAGGUCCAUAAUAACUGUCCUCCUGACCUAAAAAAGUGUAUUGAUAAUAUUUGUAUUUCUUAUGCAGAUUUGCAUGCUUCCUUACUUCCUAGUCCCACUCCAGUUUUAAAGGAAGCUUGGUUCCCUUCUCUUCCGGAUUGGAUUAAGCUGAAUUGUGAUGUCAAGGUGGGAUUUGAUAGUAUGUGCAUUGCUGUUGUUGUAAGGAAUCAUUUUGGCAGAGUGAUUAGAGUUCAGACGGCUCGGGAAGAUUUCUCGGAUGUUCUCUGUGGAGAAGCUGCGGCCUGCUGCUUGGCUGUGUCAGUAGCCUUAGAUAUCAGCUCCAAGUUUGUUAUUGUGGAGAAUGACUCGAUGGUGGUUAUCAAUGCUAUCAAUGGGAAGGACUCUCGUUGGGCCCUUGAAAACUAUAUUUCAUUUUGUACUAAGUCUUCUCCCUCCUUUAUUAGUUGUAAUUUCUCUUAUAUAAGUAGAACAUGUAAUUUUGCCGCUCAUAAUGUGGCUAGAUGGGCGUUUGCUCAUCAGAUGAGAAAACCAGCUACAAUCGACACAUUUUUUAAGAGAAAAAAUAGUGAAGCUUCUACAUCUAAUGUGUCAUCAAUUUCACCUGUAGAUAUUGAUCAUGUAAAUUUUGAAAAUCGCUCUGCAAAAUCUUUAAGACUUGACAUUAAAGAAGGAUUUGAUAUCAAUUCGUUAGUGCGUGAUCUUGGAAUACGCCCACCAAUAUGGGAGUAUCCUCCUGAGAAGCGUGAUGAAGUCCGUAGAGCUUAUAUUAAAGCUGGUCCAUAUCAGAUUAUACUUUCUAGCUAUCAAAAAUCGGAGAAAGUACAUUCACGUAGUUUUCAGUCAUCCUGGUUUAAGCUAUUUCCAUCGUGGUUGGAAUACUCUCCUAAAGUAAAUGCAGCAUUUUGUCUACCAUGCUUUCUAUUUCAUGCUAAAGAUGGAACCUCUGGAUUAGAUGCGUUUACUAUUAACGGAUUUCGAUCAUGGAAUAAGGUGAGAGGAAAAAAUUGUGCAUUUGUAGCACAUAUUAGAAAAGAUAUAAAUUCUCCUCAUAGAAAUGCUGAGAAAGCACUUGCUGAUCUUAUGAACCAACCAUCACAUGUUGCAAGAAGGUUUGCAAACUUCACAUCACAAGAAAUUGCUGAAAAUAGACUUCGCUUGAAAACUUUAAUUGAGGGAAUUAGGUGGCUUGCAUUUCAAGCAUGCCCUUUUAGAGGUCAUGAUGAAUCUAAAACAUCAAUUAAUCGCGGAAACUUUCUAGAGUUAUUGAGUUUCAUAAGUUCUUAUAAUGAUAAGGUAGUAGAAGUUUUGGAUAAAGCUCCACGAAAUGCCACAUAUACAUCACCAACAACACAAAAACAAGUUUCGCAUGUCUUGGGGAAUAAAGUGAGGAAUGCAAUUCGUGAAGAAAUUGGUGAUGCAAAUUUUUCUAUAAUAGUUGAUGAAGCACGAGAUGAAUCUAAGAAGGAGCAAAUGUCAAUUGUUUUGAGAUUUGUUGACAAAGAUGGUUGUGUGCAAGAGCGUUUUUUUGGGCUUAUUCAUGUCAAAGACACUGCUGCUUUAACAUUAAAACAAGGUAUUUUCUCUAUCCUCUCAAAUCGUAGUCUUGAUGUUCAUUCCAUUCGUGGACAAGGUUAUGAUGGUGCAAGUAACAUGCGUGGUCAAUGGAACGGUUUACAAGCUUUAAUUUCAAAUGAAUGUCCUUAUGCUUAUUAUGUUCAUUGUUUUGCACAUCGUUUGCAAUUAGCAUUAGUUGCUGCAUCUAGAGAAGUUAUUCCUCUCCAUCAAUUUGUUAUAAAGUUGAACUCUAUUGUUUAUAUUGUUAGUGCAUCGUGUAAGCGUAAUGACCAACUAAGAAUUGCUCAAGCUGCAAAUGUUGCUCAUUUACUUGAGAUGGAUGAACUAGAAAGUGGGAAAUGGCUUAAUCAAAUUGGUUCUUUACAAAGGGCUGGUGACGCUCGUUGGAGUUCUCACUUGAAAUCUAUUUCUAGUUUGAUAAAGAUGUUCAGCGCAACAUGUGAAGUUUUAUUAAAUAUUAUUGAAGACGGCACUACUUUUGCUCAACGAGGAGAUGCAGAUGCAACUUAUGAGGCGGCAACUUCAUUUGAAUUUGUUUUCAUUUUGCAUCUCAUGAAAAAAAUUCUAGAGAUUUCUAAUAUACUCUGUCAAGCUUUGCAACUUCAGUCUCAAGAUAUUUUAAAUGCAAUGCAUCUUGUUUCAUCUACUAAGAUUCUCAUUCAAAAAUUAAGAGAAGAUGGAUGGAAUGAAUUAGUUGAUGAGGUGAAAUCCUUUUGUGAACCUAUUAAUAUACUUGUGCCCAAUUUUAAUGCUCAUUAUACUGCGAGAAGAGGAAGAGCUCGCGGUCAACAAGGUGUCAUUACAGUGGAGCAUUAUUAUAGAGUUGAUAUCUUCAAUGCAGUGGUAGACUUUCAACUGCAAGAAUUAAACAACAAAUUCAAUGACAACACAGUAGAGUUACUCAUUCUUAGUUCAGCUCUAGAUCCGAGAGAGAUGCGUGUAUCAUUGAGAGUUGAUGACAUUUGCAAACUGGUACAAAAAUUUUACCCAAGAGAUUUCACAGAAUACGAAAUGAUACAUCUAAGGACGCAAUUUGAACAUUUUGAUCAUGUGCGAAAUAUUCCUGAUUUUAUAGUCUUAACAACUAUCUCUGAUUUAUGUCAGUGGCUGGUAAAAACUAGAAAAGCAGAAGUUUUUCCACUUGUGUAUAGAGUGGUAACUCUUAUUCUUACACUUCCAGUUUCUACAAAUACAACAGAGCGAUCGUUUUCAGCAAUGAAUUUAGUGAAAACUACACUCCGCAACAAGAUGGAAGAUGAAUUUUUAAGUGAUUGUUUGCUAGUGUAUAUUGAAAGAGAAAUUGCUGAAAAAUUUAGUAUAGAUCCAAUUAUAGAUAAUUUUCGUGACAUGCAAGAGAGACGUUCUAUAUUUUAA
Messenger RNA from Cannabis sativa, 3312 nucleotides. RefSeq lists its product as uncharacterized. Lineage: Eukaryota; Viridiplantae; Streptophyta; Magnoliopsida; Rosales; Cannabaceae. Gene Ontology annotation, molecular function: nucleic acid binding; protein dimerization activity; RNA-DNA hybrid ribonuclease activity. The record is from RefSeq and is a predicted model, not a curated record. Bases 1 to 3312 code for a protein of 1103 amino acids. The transcript is spliced from 2 exons.